AUGCCUCCACGAAAACCCUACCGUCACCGCCCUCUCACUGUCGCAACAGUUGCCGGCAUCCUCUCCCUCGUCCUCCCCACUGUCACCUUAAUUCGCCUCUACACUGCGACGCACUCCCUUCUCCCCAUCGCAUACACAUGUGCCGUUAGUAGCGUCACGUUUGUGCUGUAUGGUUAUGACAAGAUGCAGGCGAGGAGUAUGGAGUGGAGAGUUGCGGAGGUGAAGUUGCAUUUUCUGGCGAUGGUUGGUGGUUGGCCUGGGGCGUUGGCGGGGAUGCAUUACUUCCAGCACAAAACAAGGAAGGUGGGGUUUCAAGUUGGGUUUUGGGGUAUCGUCAUGGGAUGGCACGGGUUGCUAUGGGGAUUUUGGAGAGGAGGGUUGUGA
Molecule: messenger RNA, 384 nt
Organism: Dothidotthia symphoricarpi CBS 119687
Lineage: Eukaryota; Fungi; Ascomycota; Dothideomycetes; Pleosporales; Dothidotthiaceae
Product: DUF1294-domain-containing protein
Exons: 1
Coding region: 1-384 (127 amino acids)
Source: RefSeq, a predicted model, not a curated record